Molecule: messenger RNA, 1863 nt
Organism: Penicillium antarcticum
Lineage: Eukaryota; Fungi; Ascomycota; Eurotiomycetes; Eurotiales; Aspergillaceae
Product: Zn(II)2Cys6 transcription factor
Exons: 3
Coding region: 1-1863 (620 amino acids)
Biological process (GO): regulation of DNA-templated transcription
Molecular function (GO): DNA-binding transcription factor activity, RNA polymerase II-specific; zinc ion binding
Source: RefSeq, a predicted model, not a curated record
AUGACCAAAGGUUGCUACACCUGUCGACGACGUCGCAUCAUCUGCGACAAUGGCCAACCCACCUGCCGGAAGUGUCGAGAUGCGGGGAAGGAAUGUUUGGGGUAUCAGAAGCCGCUCGUUUGGGUCAAGGGUGGUGUGGCUAGUCGAGGAAAGAUGAUGGGGCGCAGCUUUGAGGAUGUGGAAAAGCCAUCGAACAAACCAAAGCGCCGGUCUGCUGAGGUAUCCGACCCUACGGCGCCUGGCAGUGGCUUCGGCUUUUUCCCCAUCGCUGAGUCUUCCUCGGACGCCGAAUCGCAUUGUUCAGGGAACCAGCCUAGUCCGGAGACCGAUGCAUGGGCAUUGGAGGCAUUGGAGAAUAUCUCUGGAGAUGAAGCGGCACAGGUCGAUUUCGAUACUACUGAGGACAAUGCUGUCGUUCACGUCUCGCGGAGUGCUCUUCCCAGCACCGACCAUGUUCCAGCGCCAUGGGGAUUGGUAGAUCCUCUAUUUAAAGACCUCGGCCAGUACUCGCGGUACUAUGUAUAUCAUUAUAACCAAUACAUGGUUAAUGACUUUGCGCUCUACUCUCAGUCUAAAAAUCCGUUUAGAGACAUCACAGCCCUGGUCAACCAUUCCCCGGUGCUUGCGCACAGUAUCUCCGCCCUUGGGGCCCUUCAUUAUUCGCUCCUCUCGGAGUCCGACUCAUCUCCCAUGCCGUGGUCAUCCAAAAGUCAACCAUUGGAGGACUCGCAUUUGUCUGUGAAGGAAAUUGAAGACAUAGUCGCGCCAGCAAGUUCGAGGAAACCUACGUCACAAGGAUACCAACAUUUUUUGGAAUUCAAGCAGCGUGCCCUCCGCCAAUUAUCCCUAGACCUUGGCAACCCAGCAACGCAAAAGGACGGCAGGACAUUAGCCGCCAUCGUCCUACUUGCCUUCCUGGACAUCAUCGAGUCAGGCAGCGGAGCAUGGAGCUACCACAUAGAGGGCGCAAAGAAACUCCUCAAAGACCGACCUGAAAAUGGUCUGGGACGAGGGAUCCUCGAAGACCUGGACGCAUUCGCCCUAGACGGGUGUUUAAUCAUGGAAAUCAUGGGCUCAACACUCGCCCGCCCAGGCGCGCUCUCAAAACCUUUCUACUCCUCCUCAAUGGGCCCCUCAAUCCUAAAACGCCUAGAAGAAAACUCUUGGGUCGGCUGCCCAGCCUACCUCCUCGAAGUAAUAUUCUUUGUCCACGCUCUCUGGUACCCCGACUCGGAAAUAGCAGCCGCAACCCCCCAACCAACAGCCCUCCCAACAACAAUCCAACCAGGUCAACCACUGACCCUAUCAACAUUCGCAACCCUCCUGCAAGGAAUCCGAAACUUCGACCCAAUAGCCUGGAGCGAAGAAAUGCAAGCAGUAUUCUUCAUCCCAGAUCUAACAUACCGUCUCGCCCUGGCAACCUCCUACCAAGACGCCGUCUACCUCUACACCAGUCGCGUCUUAUCCCGCAAACGACCAGGCUUUGAUCCGCCUUGGUCGGAUGUCGGUCUACCAGCUGAUCAUUCGUUCAUUGCUACGAAUCUCAUUACGCAGAUUUGUCUGAUCCCGCCGUCAGAUCCGCAUUUCAAGUGUCUUAUUUGGCCUACUUUUAUUGCUGGUGCUGAGUGUCGUCCUUCGCAGCGGAGGCUUAUUUUGGAGAAAUUGGGCUCGCUUUAUGAGGCUUUGACUAGUGUUAAUGUUAGGAAUGCUGCUUGGGUUUUGAGACUUAUGUGGCAGAAACAGGAUACUAAACGUCGAGAGUGUGAGAGUGGUGCUAAUGGCGGUGGUGGUGAUGACAUCGAUCUUAGCUUUGAUUGGAUUGAUGAGUUGGAUUCUUCUCGUCUUGACUGGCUAUUUAUCUAG